Molecule: messenger RNA, 2535 nt
Organism: Rotaria sordida
Lineage: Eukaryota; Metazoa; Rotifera; Eurotatoria; Philodinida; Philodinidae
Source: the annotation of a GenBank genome assembly
AUGAAUAUUUUACAACUUAACGAAUUAACAGAUGAGAUGAUGAAUUUAAGUUUUAAUAAUUUUUAUAAUUUUAUUGAAAUUGCAUUAAAUAAAGAUUUAUGUGAACUUUUUCAAGUUCAGGCAAUUCGAGAAAUGUCAUCGUUAUCAUCUGUAACAAUAGAUCAAUUGACACAAGUACUCACUUUCGAAAUCGAUGAGUUAAAAGGUUUAAAAAAAUCACUUGGUUUCACGACAAGUGAUGGAAAUUUUCAUCUUCGACUCGGUCAUCGAAAAUUAUUAGAACAUUUAUUAUCUUUAGUACAAGCAAAAAAAACUUUGUCUGUGAAGAAUCGUGAAUUAUCAAAUAAUUUUAUAGAAAAUGAUACAGAUAGAAAGUUAAUCGAGUUGUUAAAACAUCAGACAUCUAAUUUAUCCGAUGGACAUAAUGUUUCUAUUCUAAUUCCAUGGAUUAUAAAUAUUUUUCAAAAUUUAAAAACAACAAAAAAUAAAUAUAGUUAUGACAUACAUAUUCAACAAUUUGCAUUAUUAAUAUAUAUUCUUGGAGGUAGAAAUUGUUAUGAAUUUCUUCGUUUAAAUCUAUCCGGAUCAUUACCUCACAUUUCAAAUGUAGAAUCAUUGAUAAGAAAUCAAGACAUGAGAAUGACUGAAAGCAAAUUUCGAUUCCAAUUAAUAAAAGAACAUUUAAACUUUAAUAAAUGUAAUUAUGUAUUUAUAGCCGAAGAUGCUACUAGUUCAAUAUGUCGUAUAGAUUACGAUGCAACAUCGAAUUCAUUUAUUGGUUUUUCUUCACCUUUAGUUGAUGGAGUACCACAGUCGAAUUUUUUUCAGACAGAAAAUUUCGAGCAAUUAGAAUUAUGGUUUAAAGAAAUAGAUAAAGCGAAGUUUAUUAAUCUUUAUAUGUUAAAAUCUUUAGUAUUAUCUGAUCCACCAUUUAUUUUGGCAGCUUAUGGAUCUAAUAAUAAAGCAAAAGCAAUUGAAAUCUUAAAAAGGUGGUUAUUUAUUUACCACCGAUGUUUAAUCCAAGAUAUACAUGUUAUCGGUUUUAGUACUGAUGCUGAUUCACGUUUUCUCAGGGCAAUGAGGUUAUGUUCUCGUUUUUUUGCAACAUUACCACAUUUUAAUAUACUUAAAUAUAAAGAUAUAUUUCAUAUAAAAAUACCAAAACAAUGGUCUUGGUUUUUCAUGGAAGAACAACAAAUUCUUUUUUUUAUGCAAGAUGGUAUUCAUAUUGCUACAAAAUUUAGAAAUAGAUUGCUUUCUGAAACAGCACAUAUGAAAAUAGGAUCUUAUUCAAUUGAUAUUCAGGAUGUAUUUGAUUUAAUUGAAUUAGAAAGUAAAAUAGAGCACAAUUUAAUUAAAUGUGACGUCGAUCCCAAAGAUCGUCAGAAUUUUGCAUCAUGCUUAAGAAUAUCUUCUAAAGAUGUGUUAAAUUUACUAGAGAAAAAUAAAAAGGCUACAGGAACAUAUGUAUACUUAUCUUUACUACGGUCAAUAAUUGCUGGAUUUAUUGAAAGAUCAACAACAAUCGAAGAACGAUUAUUUCACAUAUGGACUGUCGUUUUUACGUGUAGAUUUUGGUUUUCAUGGAUACAAUAUUUAGAAUUAGAAAAUGAUAAUAAUAAUUCAGAAACUCUAUCAGAUUUGAAAAAAAAUACUUUUAUCACCAAGCCAACUUUUUGGUGCAUUGAAAUAAAUGCUCAUACAUUACUUUUUAUAAUACUUUUAGUUAUCAAAAACAAAUUACCUGUUGAUGCACUUAAUACAUUUGCUUUCAAUUCACAGAUAUGUGAAAAUACUUUCAGGAUCGCUAGGUCAUUGUCAGGUUCAUUUUCUUCAAAUACAAAUUUUAGUGUAAAAUCAUUUUUAAAGAGAUGCGAAAAAAUAUCGAUUAUCAACUCAAUUAAAAAUCGUGGUGGACAAAUAGGAGAUUAUCAGUUUUAUUUUCCACAACAUCAUAAAAAUCAUAAAGAAACAUAUAAUUAUUCAAUAGAUCAUAUUAAUGUAUUGAAUUUAACAGAGAUUGAUAUUGAAAUUAUUAUCAAAAAUGCAUUUGAAGAAGCUAAAAAGUAUGUUUCAAUGGUUAAUAUGACUGAAUUUUUGAAAACAAAAAAUAUCUAUACUUUAUCAAGUUUAAGUACAUUUACAAGAACAAUUUUAAAUAGAUCAUCAUCAAAAAUUAUUGAUGAUACAAUUGAUAAUAAUAGUUCGGAUGAAGAUUCUGAUGAAGAGGAUUUAUAUAGUGCGAAUAGUAUUUCAGAUGUAUUGAAUAAUGAAGAUCAAUUCUCACCAAAUAAUACUGAUGAUGAAGAGGAAGAGGAAGAAAAUGUAAUAGCAAUUGAUGUUCCUCAUACAGCACAAAAAAAAUUCAAUGGUUGUCGUAUAUACGACAAAAUCAAUCCACAACAAUCAAAGAAAUAUUUUCGUAUACGUAUUGGUUCAUCAUAUAAAUUUAUACACAAGCAAACAGCUUGCUGGUUGCUUACAACAGAUAAACAACUACUAUCAAAUGAUCGUUUAAUUCGCGUUCGGAAAUAA